Coccidioides posadasii C735 delta SOWgp is the source of this 1671-nucleotide messenger RNA. Lineage: Eukaryota; Fungi; Ascomycota; Eurotiomycetes; Onygenales; Onygenaceae. The record is from RefSeq and is a predicted model, not a curated record.
AUGAUAGCUGUUGAGCAUCCUCCGCCGGAGGCUGAAAUCUUUGCUGGUCUUAAUAACAUCAUCGCACGAAGCACAUCACCCCAAAAAAGCUACGAAAGCUUGAAAAAGCAAGAGAGUUCCGGACCCAAGGCGCAGCCUACGCCUGCAAAGCCGAAAUAUCAGCUGUGGCCAACUCUCAAGAAAACUGUCUCUAGUUCUGGGCGUAGCACCCCGGACUCAGGAAAGAUGAUGAGAAAUCCGUUUAAGGACGGAGGCCUCAGCCGUUCUCAUAAAAUAAGUGUUCCUGAUCUUAAGCAACUGGCGACGAUAGAUGAAAGAUCGCUUGACUCCCGGGCCUGUGCAGGAGCCGGUAUCGUUCGAACACACAUGAUUGGGUGUGUGGGCGAAGCUUGCAACAGGAAUGUAGAACAGUCGGGCGAGAGUUCAUCCCCAUCACGGAGGAUUGAUAAGAACAGAAUAUGUCCUGUUCCGUCACAGAGUGAGAGACACCAGCCAUUGAAUUCAAGUAAUCUCAGGAGGGCAGCUUUUGAUGACCCCCCUGAAGUUCCACCGAAAUCGCCACGGUUGGCACUUCGGAUCCCGAACAUGCCGGUGUCUUCAUCCGGUGGGGAUAGUUCAAGUACUCCUGUAUCAGGAACCACCGGAGGCUCGCAAAGCAGCAGGCCGCUCGAAGAAAGUCCUUGGACGAGCUCUUCAAACCUGCCUGCUCAAACCUGUUCUUCCGCCAACCCAUCAAGCUCUGAAAAUGCAUCCACUCGUGCGGCAUCUCCGUUAGGCAUAUCAGCAUCUCCAUGCCACAAGAAAAAUAGGACGGACGGACCGAAUCGACCCACCGCAUUUGAGUUUGGAUCAGAGAAACCGGCGGCGGGCGUCAGUAACCACAAGAGAGGGUUAUCGCACGACUCGGUCCUGAAAUGGGGGGGUCAACCCCCGAGGAAGCAUGCAGCAUUUGAGGCUCGGCUAGAUGAUAGAGAGGUGAAGAAGCAGCUUCCGGGAAUUCCAAUCCCCAAUGUUCCUUUGGGAAUCCCUGUACACAAGGCGUUGAGAGUACUUCCGUGCACCGAAAUUGAGGCUCUACAAAAGCAAGCUCACAAUCAAGCACAAAAGUUCGAGGUACUUAAUCGCUGUGAUGUCAAGUCACUUUCGAGGGAGCUUCGAGCACUGCAAAAGCGUUGUGACUAUCUCAGAGAGACGUACAAUUCUCUUCGGACCGGCCGACAUAGCUUGCAUCAACGGAUGAUCUUAUAUCUCAAAUCACCCAGAGUAUCGAAAUUUUCAAGGGAGGGGAUCUUAAAGCAGGAGGAAGCGCUCUUUGAGCUUGAUAGAUCCAUUGACGAGUGGUAUUCCAAAUUGGAAAAUGCAGAGCAGCGGCGGGCUCUGGUACGACAAAAGCUCCUCGAGCAUCUAGCGGCGACCUUGGUUCUACGGGAAUCUCAUCCAGAGCCCGCUGGUACGGAAAAGAAAACUCACGUUGACAAUUCGCAUAAUACCCACAACCAAAAUAAGACGGCUCGCAAAGAUGUGGAAUCCAUCAAGAUAUAUGCAGACGCCGAGAUACAAGCUCUGUUUGCCAAUAUCGAAAAGGAUAUGGAGAGAAUGGCAAAUUCUGGUAGUCCUCUUCCACAUCUACCCGCCGUCGCUUAUUCUCCUGAUAUGAAAGCUUCGGCUUAA